Ectocarpus sp. CCAP 1310/34 is the source of this 1505-nucleotide messenger RNA. Lineage: Eukaryota; Phaeophyceae; Ectocarpales; Ectocarpaceae. The record is from the annotation of a GenBank genome assembly.
CCAAGUACAAGGUUUUCUGUGAGGCGGCCAUGAAGAAAGAGAUAGAUGGCCACGACAAGACUGGAACCUUUACCAAGGUCAAGGAGCUGCCCGAGGGGCGGAAGGCCAUAGGUUCAAAGUGGGUGUUCUCUUGGAAGACGAAUGAGAAGGGCCUGAUAGUCGACUUCAAGUCCCGUAUGAUUGCGCGGGGUUUCUCUCAAAUCCCCGGCAUCGACUUCCACCACUCAUUCUCAGCGUGCCCGUCUGCAGCGUCUAUCAAGACGGUGAUUGCCGUAGCCACUGAAAUGGGCAAGAAACUCGCUCACUGGGAUGUGAAGCAAGCGUACAUCCACGCUAAGCUAAAAGAAGAAACAUGCCUCAGGUUCCCGGAAGGCUAUGGUAACAUGUCCGGCAAGGUGGUCAAGGUUGAGCGUGCCCUGUAUGGCCUAAAGCAGAGUGGCCGUGAAUGGGGGUUUGAAGCUGCCGGUGCCCUCAUAGAGAAUGGAUACGAGCAGUGCAGGGUUGACCCGUGUGUCUUCCGGAAGGUGGUGGAUGGAGAGGUCGUAAGUCUCAUCGUGAUCUACGUUGAUGACAUCUUAGUAGUGGCAGACGAGGGAGAGCGAGAGGAGUUGUUCGCUUCCCUCAACAAGAAGUUUCCCGUGGAAAGUCUGGGGGAGUACACCUGGUACGACGGGUGUGCUAUCGCCAUGGAUGUAGAAAAUGGCAUCACCAAGCUGUCCCAGACAGCAUACAUUGAGAGUAUGCUGAAGCGGUUUGAUGUGACCACGACCGCUUUCACCCUUGCUGCCACCGAUGCCGACCUAGGGCCGAAGAGAGAUGACGAGCCCGCGGUGGAUAAGCCUGUGAGGGAGGUGAUCGGAUGCCUGAUGUGGACGAAGCUGACGAGGCCGGCCAUCGCCCUGCCUCUGAACAAGCUCCAGAAGAUCGCACACUCACCCACCGGGAGGAUAUGGAACGCGCUUGUGCGGAUCAUGUCCUACCUGAACUUCACGAAGGACUUCGGCAUCACCUACGUACGGGGGUCAGGACUAGACCUAAGCGUGUUUGUCGAUGCCAGCUACGCUGGAAACGAAGUAGACAGGCGUUCUACGACCGAUCUAGCUGUGACCGUAGGAGGCGUUGUUGUGCGUGGCGUUCUGUCGUUCAUAGCGCCCAAGACGAGUGGGGCGAAGAUCAAGGUCCUUGAGGACAACAAGGGGGCUCUCGCCUUAAUCGAGGACCCGUUCAGCUCAGCGAGGAGCAAGCACAUCGACGUGCGGUUCCAUUUCAUUCGCGAGCUAUUCAAGUCGGGCAAGAUCACUGCAGAGUAUGUUCCGACUGGAGAGCAGCACGCCGACAUGCUGACCAAGGUCCUUGGCAGAGAGAAGUUAGAGUACCACCGGAAGGCUCUGAUGAACCUACCGAUGGAGUGUUCUCUUGUUCUGUUUGGUUUAUGUGGUGGUUUNUCGGGCAAGAUCACUGCAGAGAAGCGUUGUGCCGGCGCGUCACCCGCGGCUGGAGCCUAG